GACGGCUCGGCAUUCUAUAAUCAUUUUACCUGAAUUGUCUCCUUCGCGUCACGCAAGUGAUAGAAAAUUUGAUCUUGCGUUCAGUGUUGUCGUUGUGUUGUCUUUAUAGAGUAUAAACAAUAAACCACAGUGUAUUAUUUAAUAAUAUUAUAUUAUAUCGCGGGUAUAGAUACCUACAUAAACCAUAAACCUAAUACUAACUGAAGUUAACUACAAAACAAAAUAGGCGUUAUGUCUGUAAAAGAGAUGGGAUCCGUAAGACAUGUUAUACCAUGGACAAAUGGCCAAAAGCAAGUUCUAAAACCCAUCGGAUGUGAUCCUAAAAUAUAUGUAAACAGCUGUCAUACUCACAGUUUAUUUGAAGUCCUACAAUGUUUACGGAGAGAAGAAGUGUUCUGUGAUAUGAAGUUAGAAACAGAUGACGGUAUAAUAGUGAGUGUACAUAAAGUUGUUUUAGUAUCAGCUAGUCCAUAUUUCCAUGCCAUGUUUACCAGUUUUUCCGAAGGGGAUAAAGAUUUUGUACAUUUAAGAGAGUUUGACUCUAACAUUUUACAGCUCUUGAUUGAUUAUAUUUACACUGGCAAAAUCAUGGUUACCGAACAAAAUGUAAUGGUUUUGUUACAAGCGGCUAAUCUUUUACAGUUGGACUUUGUGAAAGGCGUAUGUACCGAAUUUUUACAAAUACAACUGAAUCCUUCAAAUUGUCUGGGUAUCAAAGAGUUUGCUGACUUUUUUAACUGUAUGGAAUUGUCAUCAAGUUCUGAAGAAUACAUAAAAAAAAAUUUUUUAAAAGUUGUUGAAGCUGAUGAAUUUUUAUUUUUGUCUUCUGAUCAAGUGAUUAAUCUAAUCUCCCGUGAUGACAUUAACGUUCCGUUUGAAGAAAAAAUAUUUGAAUGUGUUAUUAAUUGGGUGAAAAAUGAUUUAGAUUGUAGAUGUGACACUUUGCCUAAAUUAAUGGAACAUGUUCGUUUGUCAUUAGCACCCCAAGAGUAUUUAUCAAUAAAAAUUUUUGAGGAACCUCUCAUUAAAAAUAGUUCUAAAUGUAAAGAUUUUUUAAUUGAAGCUUUAAAUUUCCAUAUCCUAAAGAAUAAUCGGCGCAUUACUAUACCUCAAACAAUUCGUAAUUCACCUAGACAAACUGGGCAAAAAUUUCUUCUUUCUAUUUGGGAUUCAAUGUCAUCAAUAUAUGAGUAUUAUAUAAGCUGGUAUGACCCAGCAACCAAACUAAUGCAUAAAACAAUAAGAAUAAAUAGUGGCUCACGUACUAUAGGAUUAAUAAAGGAACAUUUAAUUUUUUCAAUAAGUACUACUCAAAAUAUAUAUCCAAUGGAAAUGCUUGAUCUAUCGUCACAAUCACUCCAAUGGACCCCAACAGUUAGCUUGUUAGUCGAUCGAAUUUUUUUCAAAGUUUGUGUCUUAGAUGAUCGUAUAUAUGCUGUUGGGGGAGUUGUUAAUCGUUCUCCUACAAAUAGUGUCGAAGUGUUUGACGCAAGUAUUCAAGAAUGGCGAUUAAUAUCUCCUAUGUUUACUGAAAGAGAGGACCACGGUGUAGGAGUACUAAAUAAUCUUAUAUACGUGGUAGGAGGUUAUAACCGUCAAUCUGUUUUGAAAUCCGUUGAAUGUUAUGAUCCCAGUCUUGACAUAUGGACAUCAGUCACACAAAUGUCUACAAGUCGCCGAUGGGUUGGUGUAGGAGUCUUAGAUGGAAUAAUGUAUGCUAUUGGUGGAGAACAUAACGAAAAUAAUAGAUCAUAUUUUCUUAAUAGUGUUGAGGCCUAUUCACCAAUUUCUAAAGUUUGGUCUUUUAUUGCUAAUAUGCACAAUUGCCGAAUCAGCCCAAGUAACUAUAAGAAUUACUUUUUCAAGAAAAUCCUUCCAAUGAACUUAUUGGAUUUAAAUUGUAUUUUCAAUAUAGGUGUUGUCACAUAUAAUGGUUUGUUGUAUGUUAUGGGUGGAUUUAGUGGAGUAAAGUUUUUGGAUUCUGUAGAAAUAUAUGACCCCAAAACCAAUACCUGGACCAUAGAACCAUUUCCAACAAAUGAAGAGAUGAUUAAUGGUGCAGUAGUCGUUAAUAUGCCAUCACAUUUGAGAGCUGAUUAGCUUUUACAUCGUCUUAUUGUUGGCUGUUGUAUAUUAUAUUCAUAUUAAUUUAUAAUAUAUGAACCAUGUGUUAAGUACUUUAUACAUUUUUGAUUUUGUGAAUGUUUGAAUAAAAUGGUUUUAAAUAAU
Metopolophium dirhodum (rose-grain aphid) is the source of this 2229-nucleotide messenger RNA. Its product is annotated as kelch-like protein 2. Bases 232 to 2100 code for a protein of 622 amino acids. Gene Ontology annotation, molecular function: protein binding. The transcript has 10 exons. The record is from RefSeq and is a predicted model, not a curated record. Lineage: Eukaryota; Metazoa; Arthropoda; Insecta; Hemiptera; Aphididae.